UCUUGCCUUGUCUCUAGAGAUCCUUUCGAGCUGUCCUCAACAAAAUAUCCAUAGCCAGCGAAGCUCACGGUACUGCCUAGAGCUACUGUGUCUAUCUGCGUGUCACUUCACCUUGCUCAACGCCCCCACCCGAACAGUGCAUGAGCGCAUUGUAAACAGCGAGACCGCCCCUCCGCCCUCUCCCAGUUCUACGCCGCCCACUUCAUCAACAACAUGGACUACGAGGCGCUCAAGGACCAGUGGUCGGAGAUUGAGGACCGCGAUGGUAUCCGCCUUUCAUGGAAUACCUUUCCUUCCUCGCGCAUGGAAGCCAGCAGACUGGUUGUCCCCAUCGGCGCUCUAUAUACCCCUCUGAAAGAGAAGGACGAUGGCACGCCGCUGCUGCAAUAUGAGCCCGUCACAUGCAAGCCACCAUGUCGAGCAGUACUCAAUCCUUUCUGCCAGGUAGACAUGCGAGCACGAAUAUGGAUCUGUCCAUUCUGCCUGCAGCGCAACAAUCUCCCACCACACUACAAGGACAUCAGCGAGAAUCAGAUCCCACCUGAACUUCACCCUGGUAGCACCACUAUCGAAUACAGGCUUGCGAGACCUGCGCCUAUGCCCCCCAUCUUCGUGUUUGUCAUUGACACAUGCCAGGAGGAAGACUCGCUCAAGGCGCUUCGGGACAGCAUCAUCACUUGCCUCUCAUACCUUCCACCGCACGCGCUGGUCGGCCUGAUCACAUAUGGAACCAUGGCGCAGGUACACGAGCUGGGAUACACAGAGUGCGCGAAAAGUUAUGUUUUCCGUGGCAACAAGGACUACGGCGCGAAGCAGGUGCAAGAGAUGCUGGGAUUGAGCAUGGCAGCUGGAGCCAGACCAGGAAUGCAGCCACAGCCACAGCCAGGUCGUCCUGCAGUUGCUCCACCAGUCGGUGGUGCCCAGGCUCGAUUCUUGCUCCCAGUGCAGCAAUGCGAAUUCCAGCUCACAAAUGUGCUGGAAAGCCUGCAGAAGGACCCCUGGCCAGUCGCAAAUGACAAGCGUGCCAUUAGAUGCACUGGCGUGGCGCUCUCUGUUGCGACUGGACUUUUGGAGACCAGUUUCCAAAACUCUGGCGCGCGCAUUAUGCUGUUCACAGGUGGUCCAGCUACGGAAGGGCCGGGUAUGGUAGUUGGACCGGAGCUCAAGGAGCAGAUUCGUUCUCAUCACGACAUUGAUCGUGACAAUAUCAAAUACUACAAGAAAGCCUUGAAGUUCUACGACACACUUGCCAAGCGCGUGGCUCACAACGGACAUGUGGUUGAUAUCUUUGCUGGCUGUCUGGAUCAGGUUGGUCUGCUUGAGAUGAAAGGUCUGCCCAAUAGCACUGGAGGUCACAUCAUCUUGACAGAUUCAUUCACCGCCUCCAUGUUCAAGUCUUCAUUCCUGAAGAUAUUUGAUGCGGAUGAAUCUGGUACUCUGGCAAUGGGAUUCAAUGCUUCGAUGGAGGUCUUGACGACGAAAGAGCUAAAGGUUACGGGGCUGAUCGGCCACGCGGUGUCUCUGAACAAGAAAUCCAGCUCAGUUGGUGAGACCGAGUGCGGCAUUGGUAAUACCUGCAGCUGGAAGAUGUGCGGCAUCGAUCCCUCAGCAUCGUACGGUGUAUACUUCGAGAUCGCCAGUCAAGGUGGGCCCGCAGCGCCAAUGCAGCAGGGACCUCAAAAGGGUCUCAUUCAAUUCCUGACAUACUAUCAGCACAGCGGAGGGCAGUAUCAUCUGCGCGUGACCACCGUUGGGCGGAACAUGAGUGGGCCAAGCGGCGACCCAGCCAUUGCACAGUCUUUCGACCAGGAAGCUGCAGCUGUCUUGAUGAGCAGGAUUGCAGUGUUCAAGGCUGAAGUUGACGACGGCCCAGAUGUCCUUCGAUGGGUGGAUCGCAUGCUUAUCAGGCUCUGUUCGCGCUUUGCAGAGUACCGCAAAGACGAUCCAUCGUCCUUCCGCCUCGAGAAGAACUUCACGCUGUAUCCACAAUUCAUGUUCCAUCUGCGUCGAUCACAGUUCUUGCAGGUCUUCAACAACUCGCCCGAUGAGACUGCAUUCUAUCGACAUGUUCUGAACCACGAGGAUGUGUCAAACUCGCUGGUCAUGAUCCAGCCUACUUUGGACUCGUACACAUUCGAUCAAGAAGGAGCAGUACCGGUGUUACUUGACUCGUCCUCGAUCCAACCGACAACAAUUCUGCUUCUCGAUACCUUCUUCCACAUCCUCAUCUUCCACGGUGAGACGAUGGCCGAAUGGCGAAAAGCUGGGUACCAGGACAUGGAAGGUUAUGAGAACUUCAGUGAGCUUCUCGAUGCGCCCAAGCAGGAUGCAAAGGAACUUAUUUCAGAUCGCUUCCCACUUCCACGAUUCAUCGUCUGCGACGCCGGUGGUUCACAGGCCCGUUUCUUGCUCGCCAAGCUCAAUCCAUCAACGACGCAUACUUCAUCAAGCUAUGGUGGGGUUAGUCAGACUGCUCAGACCAUCUUCACAGAUGAUGUUAGCUUGCAGACAUUUAUGGAUCACUUGAUGAAGUUGGCUGUCAGCGGGACUGGAUAGAUACACAUGACUGUUUCGAGCGGACUGUAGUAAUCCCCAGCGUAGCUAGCACAUACUACGGGCAAUCGGGAGUGUAGAAUUCGAUGAUAGCGACGGCGUUUGAAUUGCAGAUGUGAUGCACGUGAAUGAAAGCUAAGGCUGCUGACAGCUAUGUAUCUAGAGCAUCAACAUCAUGAAUGCGAGCGGAAAAAAGUCACAAAAG
Molecule: messenger RNA, 2758 nt
Organism: Sphaerulina musiva SO2202
Lineage: Eukaryota; Fungi; Ascomycota; Dothideomycetes; Mycosphaerellales; Mycosphaerellaceae
Product: protein transporter SEC23
Exons: 2
Coding region: 214-2556 (780 amino acids)
Biological process (GO): endoplasmic reticulum to Golgi vesicle-mediated transport; COPII-coated vesicle cargo loading; intracellular protein transport
Cellular component (GO): COPII vesicle coat; endoplasmic reticulum exit site
Molecular function (GO): GTPase activator activity; zinc ion binding
Source: RefSeq, a predicted model, not a curated record